Xyrauchen texanus (razorback sucker) is the source of this 4287-nucleotide messenger RNA. It is a transcript of the gene cacng2a, whose product is annotated as calcium channel, voltage-dependent, gamma subunit 2a. Gene Ontology annotation, molecular function: channel regulator activity; voltage-gated calcium channel activity. The record is from RefSeq and is a predicted model, not a curated record. The coding region runs from base 1531 to 2526 and encodes 331 amino acids. Lineage: Eukaryota; Metazoa; Chordata; Actinopteri; Cypriniformes; Catostomidae. Gene Ontology annotation, biological process: regulation of AMPA receptor activity; calcium ion transmembrane transport; neurotransmitter receptor transport, postsynaptic endosome to lysosome. Gene Ontology annotation, cellular component: voltage-gated calcium channel complex; AMPA glutamate receptor complex; postsynaptic density membrane. The transcript has 4 exons.
UGCCUCCAUCCCUCUCCAAAAUCUUCACUAGCACACAAGCAAAGAGACCCGUACCAGACCCGUACCCUUCGUUCCCAGCACAUCGCGUUCAUUAUCUCAGGUCUUUUUUUUUGUUCUUUUACAUGGCGCAAGGGCUCUGCACGCGGGACGAUACUGGUUCCGGUUCUGGGUGCGAGAAAGCUAACACGGAUUUGGAUAAGCGAGCAUCAGUGACGGGUUUAGAAUACAGCAGUUCCGGCGCCUCCGCCUUCUCGGUCUCCUCUAGCCGGCUCUAUGACGAGUAAUGGUCGGCUCGUUCUGCUGGAUGCUCCCUGCUCUACCCGGAUCGUCGACGGUACCGUACUCAACAGCAGAUUGCCAUUUUCGGAAGAAGCCUUCAAAGAGCUAGGAGAUACAUAUGGAAACUGGGGAUCAGAAUUUUAGGAAAAAGGAUAUAUAGUAGUUCUUUCUUUUAUUCCAUUCUCGUCAUUUAUGUUUAUGAAUUUACUUUGUUCUCGAUUAAUUUUCUCAUUCCAUCGUUGACUUGAUUUGUCAAAUCGAUGUAACAGCUAGCGCGGCCGCAUAUUUAGAUUUACCGUCUUAAUCCUGGACAUUAUUCUUUUGGUUGAUUUUGAACUGGACUAUCCUGGCCAUCCAUCCAUAUCCUAUCUUUUCUGCUCCUGCCCUUAAAUAGAGCUUCCCCUGUCCGUUAUUUUCUCUCUCCGUCUUUCCCUCUUGAUUAGAAUAGACUAGGAUUUGCUCUGCCAUAAGAGAGGACGGUGUGUUUGUUAAGCAAUUUGCAGCUACGUAGGUCAACAGUUGUUGUAACACAUCGAAUUGUUGAGAUAUAUUCAGAUUCAAAGCAAAGCCUUCCAUUACUCCAUCAACUCUCCACCCCUUUAACGCCAAUAAUUUUCAUCUGUAUUUAUCCUCAGUUUCUAACACGUCAAAAUAUACAAACUGCCGACUAUUAGCCUAUGCGCCAAAAUUGACAUAAUUACAAACGAGUAAGCUAUUGUUCGAAACCUCUGUAAGCGUGCUCGCGAUAUUGGCUAAAGAUCAUAUUUAAUAGACGCUAAAUAAACACGACUAUUGCCUUUUCGUUUGAAUUACACGCUAAGGUCAUUAUUAAAGGCCUUGGCAAUUAAUUGCUAAGUGUAUAUUUCUAUAUUAUCUUCAAUUAGCGGCUUUGCAGCGUGAAUGUUCUUGUAAGUUUUAGCUGUAGCACUAGCUGCUGCAUGUCUUACCUUGUUCCUAAAAGAAAAGAACAAACGGUUUAAGUGGGUGAAAUUAUUCUUUGUUGGAGCAGCAUUACAUAAGCAGGGAAAGCGUGCGAAAUUUGCCGUUCCUCUCCAAAAAAUCAGCCAGAAAGGCUCACCUAUUUCUUUCUCUAUCGGUUCUCACCCAAGCGCAACCAUAAGGUUCCUACCGCAUCCACCCCCUUCCCCUUCCUUUCGUUCAAAUAUAUUCCAUUUUUUUAGUUUGGUUUGGUCCCGUAAAUUUUCAAAUAUUUAUUUCCUAUACAUCAAGAGGAAAGGGGGUCCCCCUUUCAUGGAAUGCGGAAACAUGGGUGUGUUUGACCGCGGAGUUCAGAUGUUAUUGACCACGGUGGGCGCGUUCGCUGCCUUCAGUCUCAUGACCAUCGCGGUGGGCACGGACUACUGGCUGUACUCGCGCGGCGUGUGUAAGAUCAAGUCCAACAACGAGAACGAGACCAGCAAGAAGAACGAAGAGGUGAUGACCCAUUCGGGACUGUGGAGGACAUGCUGCUUGGAAGGAAACUUCAAAGGAUUGUGUAAGCAGAUAGAUCACUUUCCAGAAGACACAGAUUAUGAAGCAGAUGCCUCAGAGUACUUCUUACGGGCCGUACGAGCAUCUAGUAUCUUCCCAAUCCUCAGCGUCAUCCUGCUCUUCAUGGGUGGCCUGUGCAUAGCUGCCAGCGAGUUCUACAAGUCCCGCCACAAUAUCAUCCUCAGUGCAGGAAUCCUCUUCGUGUCUGCAGGCCUCAGUAACAUAAUUGGCAUGAUCGUGUACAUAUCAGCCAAUGCGGGGGAUCCCUCAAAGAGCGACUCCAAAAAGAACAGUUACUCGUACGGCUGGAGUUUCUACUUCGGUGCUUUGUCCUUUAUCAUGGCUGAGAUGGUGGGCGUGCUGGCCGUGCAUAUGUUCAUCGACCGGCAUCGGGAGCUGCGGGCGGGUGCUCGAGCCGCGGAUUACCUGCAAGGCUCAGCUAUCGCACGCAUUCCCAGCUACCGGUAUCGUUACCGGCGCCGUUCCCGCUCUUCGUCCCGCUCCACAGAUCCCUCGCACUCCCGCGAUGCCUCGCCGGUGGGAUUGAAGGGUUUCGGAGCACUGCCCUCCACUGAGAUCUCCAUGUACACACUAACCCGUGGGGGAGACACCCUAAAGGCCAGCCAUGGCACCCCCACCACCACCUACAAUUCUGAGAGGGACCACAACUUCCUGCAGGUCCACAACUGCAUUCAGAAGGACCUGAAAGACUCAUCCCACACUAACACAGCCAACCGACGUACCACCCCUGUAUGAGGCACAACUACCCCCCAUACAGAUAGCGGGGAGAGGGAGACAGGAGCAUGGAGCAGGGCAGAGGGGUUGAGGCCCAGAAUAUUACAGAUCAAACAUCAUGUACCAUGCGUUUUCAUGCUUCAUAGGAAACGGGAGGGUUUUUACUUUUCAAAGACUACCUAUGUAUGCAUGAUUUUGCCAUUUACCAUUGACAUUUAAAUGAGUCUGGUUUAAAAAAUGGAGAGAGGUUUUAAGUAAGUGACAGAGAAAGACAUGCAGAAGGGUUGUUUCGGCCUGUGACAUGGGAACUGUAGCUUGUGAUGUUGAUUUGUGAUGUUUCUUUAAGAUUUUACCACAAGUAACUUGCUCCCUCGUAGUCUUUUUCACCUCUCCAUUCAUCAGAUUUAUUUCUUAUUUGCAUAAAAACUGAACAAUUGCAGGAGGGUAUUCACUAAGAAAUAACCCAGUCUGCAAUCUCUUACAAAAGGUACAAUAUACAUACAUAUAGUAUAUAUAUGUAUGUAUUAAUUUUAUAUAUUAAUUAACAUUAGAAUCAACCCUUUUUUCAGAGGCCAAAAAAAAAAAAAUAGAAUCAUGAAGAUACAAGGAAAGAAAAGCCAAAACGCUGUUAGCCGGGUGAUGAUCUGUUGGAAUAGAGACUCUCUGAGCGACUGUGGACGAUGGAUGAGAUCACAGAAAAUCUUUGCUGCAAAGCUGCUGUUACACAAGACUGACAAAGACAUUAAAUCUUGGAGAAAAUGUUAUUCUUUUUAAAGAACAUUCUCAUCUUUUUCUCAGUACCUGUUUGCUUCCAUUUUUUUCCUCUCACAUUCGGUCGUCAUAGGAGUGAAAAAAAAUGCAUAUGUUGAUCCCUUCACUGACACGAGCAGCAAAAAGGGAUCAGAGUUCAAUAAAAGACUCCAGAAAUGACUGCCAAGAUGGGGGGGUGGGGGGCAGAAAUUUAAACAAAUACUUGCAAGAGAGCAAGCAACAAAUAAAGUACGAAAUAUUAUGAGAAACGAAGCUAAAUGACUCAUGAAUACAAAGAUUAAAUGCAUGCUAUAAAUUUACAGCAAAUCUGCUCUUGAAACUUAAGUUUUAAAGGAUAAUGAUAAUUAUAAAGGGAAAAGCAAUGUUAAAAAAAAUAUAUAUUAAUGUUUUGUGUAAUCUUUUUAUUAUAAUUAUUUAUUAUAGUAAUGUUAUUUUGGUGAUGAACCAAACAAACAGAAUUAUGGCAAAACUGCUUUUAUUUUUUAUUCUGAGUUAUUUCUUUGUAUGUACAUGUAUUUCUUUUAUUCAUUUGUUUUUCUCAGAAUCACACGCCUUAGCCAUUUCGUUAUUUCAUUGGAUUCAUUUUAAUGUGUCGUUUUAUUUUAAAUGAAAUCUAAAGGUGCCAAAACAGAAUAAUCCUAAACUUGGAUGCAUCAAGUCCUGAUGAAUAAACAGACAAACCCAAGAGGGAACAAACUCGCUGCUCCUCUGUUUGUAAAGCAUCCAACCCCUCACACACCUGACGAGGCUUCAAGCACCAUUUAAAACAGUGGGAAAGCAGACAGUGUUGUGAGUGAGCUUGAGGCUUUCCAAAUGAGUCAGACAUGAGUAAGUAACAGUGGGGAAGCAAAGUAACAGGCCACGUAAUUACUCAUCUGUUCCAGGCUAAUCUAUAUGUGGGAAACAGUCUCAAAUAUGUAAUGUAUCCUCUGCUGUAGUAAUGCGAAGGCCCACACAAAAACUCCAAAGAAACCUCAGCAGAUUUCUGCAAAAUUUGAAUGCCCAUCAUUC